UUGGAGGAGUACAGGGACCGAGACAGUCGGACAAUCGUCACAUCUGAAGGUGUAAGAACCUGCGGAGGGUCCUGCUGCGCUGUGUGUCCCGGAGCCGUCUGGUGUAGACUAAUAAAGUAGGCCUACAGUAGCAGCCUUGAGGAGGAAGAAGAAGACCCACAUGCAUUGUUGCCAGCCUUUCUGAAGCUGUCCAGCCAGCAACAACAACAGUCCGUCCGUCAGACCAUUCCUCAUGGCAACGAUCGCCAUGGAGCGGAUUGGGCGUCUGUUCAUCAACCUCCAGCAGGUAAGGGCGGUGCCCCAGAUGCUGACCAAGGCUGCCCCCUCCAUGCCCGGCACGCUACGGGACACCGAAGUUCCCGGGUUCUUCAGAGAGCGCUACAUCCACGCCGGCUACCGACCGCUCCACCAGGGCUGGAGGUACUACUUCCUGUCGCUGUUCCAGCGUCACAACGAGUCCAUCAACGUGUGGACCCACCUGCUGGGGUCUCUCCUGGUCCUGGUCAAGUUCCUCCAGCUGGCUGAGACGGUGGACUUCAUCCAUGACGCCCACGCCUGGCCCCUCCUCAUCCUCCUCCUGUCCUCCCUGGCCUACAUGGCCUGCAGCACUGUAGCCCACCUCCUGGCCGCCAAAUCAGAGUUCUACCACUACUGCUUCUUCUUCCUGGAUUACGUAGGAGUGGCUCAGUAUCAGUACGGAAGCGCCGUGGCUCACUUCUACUAUGCUGUGGAACCAGACUACCACCGGUGGGUCUCCCCAGUCUUCAUGCCCACUGCCACCUUCCUCUGCUGCCUGUCCUGCCUGGGCUGCUGCUAUGGGAAGUAUCGCAACUACAGCCUGCGGGUCUGGGUCCGGAAGGUGGGGCAGGUGGUUCCCUCAGCAAUGGCCUAUGCCUGGGAUACCGGCCCGGUGUUCCACCGCCUCCUCCUCCGGUUCCUCUGGACCACGUCGCACAGUGAUGACAUCGCUUCCCCGGCCAGUGGCAUAGUCGGCGACCCGGCUAUAUCCUUCCAUGGGAGCCAGGUAGCCUUCUUCCUGUCCAGUGCAUUCUUCUUCACCAACCCCCUCCCAGAGCGUCUGUUCCCAGGCCACUGUGACUUCCUGGGGCAGGGCCACCAGCUGUUCCACGUCUUCCUGGUGAUCUGUACUCUCUGUCAGAUCCAGGCCUCGCAUCUGGACUACCUGGGCCGACGGCCGCUCUACACACAGCUACACGGACAGGGAGGUGCAGAAGCCACUGUCUAUCUGGUGCAGUAUGGAGCCACGCUGGUGGCCUGUGUCUGCAUAGCAGUCUUCAUGGCGAGGAAAGUAAAACGGUUGCUUAACUGCAGAGACAAGUCCAAAUGAACUGGGUAGAACACUGUGUAGGAGGGUAGGACACUUACAAUCACUUCCCAGUGGGCAAAACUGGUUGAAAUGAGUUGACGUUAUUACAGCCAGAAACUUUUGCCCAGUUUUGCCCGCUGGGUUGGUACCAAAGUGAUCAAUGUGGCCUUGGUCGACUCAACACACACUGCCUUCCUUAGCCUGCAGGAGUUUGUUUCUAUAUUAUAAUAUUAUGUUUCUCUACAGCACCUGUGUCCUUGACGAUGACAGAAGUAUUCCUAUAGCAGUAUAUCUAAUCAUGUGUCUCAAUGCUUCUGUUAUACUUGUUCCAUAAUAGUUAAUAUUUUUUACAACAAUGUAUGUGUAUCUGCUGCCAAGAAACAUAUUGUGAUAUGAAAGUCCUUGUCAGCACAAACACAGCACAGACAAUGAAAUUAAUUGAAUCAAUCAUGAUCUUAAAGGGAUAGUUUACUAAAAGUUUAUUCACUUUCAAAGUAUUAUGUUGUUGGAAAAGGAAGCAUACUGUGAAAUCAAAUUUUAUUUGUCACAUACACGUGUUUAGCAGAUGUUAUUGCGGGUGUAGCGAAAUGCUUGUGCUUCUA
Coregonus clupeaformis (lake whitefish) is the source of this 1929-nucleotide messenger RNA. Its product is annotated as membrane progestin receptor alpha-B. Lineage: Eukaryota; Metazoa; Chordata; Actinopteri; Salmoniformes; Salmonidae. Gene Ontology annotation, biological process: response to steroid hormone. Gene Ontology annotation, molecular function: nuclear steroid receptor activity; steroid binding. The record is from RefSeq and is a predicted model, not a curated record. Gene Ontology annotation, cellular component: plasma membrane. The transcript has 3 exons. The coding region runs from base 233 to 1348 and encodes 371 amino acids.